Pungitius pungitius (ninespine stickleback) is the source of this 3987-nucleotide messenger RNA. It is a transcript of the gene pkp3a, whose product is annotated as plakophilin 3a. NCBI's taxonomy places the organism in Eukaryota, Metazoa, Chordata, Actinopteri, Perciformes, Gasterosteidae. Bases 151 to 2709 code for a protein of 852 amino acids. Gene Ontology annotation, cellular component: nucleus; cytoplasm; adherens junction. The transcript is spliced from 14 exons. Gene Ontology annotation, biological process: cell-cell adhesion; cell-cell junction assembly. The record is from RefSeq and is a predicted model, not a curated record. Gene Ontology annotation, molecular function: cadherin binding.
UGUCUCGUCUAAGCUCCACAAAGGAAAGAGUACUUGAUCAUUAGAGGGCGGUGACUGUAACUAUACCAUUAAUACUUUCUAAUAUCCCACCAGAUCAGAUCACUCAGUGCACUUCAUCAGAGAAGAACCUUUGCGAUCAGCGCAGCGUCAAUGGUAAAGCCCAACACCUCGGUGACUACUUAUGGACUCCCGUCCGAGAUCCUGCUAGGAAACGGGCGCACAAUGUCAGACGAGAUGUCCAGAGCGCGGCGCGUACAACAGCAGGUCCAGAUGAGAAUGGCGGAGAAGUCCACACUUCCGCGUCAGAAUGGAUCGGCCUCACAUUACGCCAAGUCAGACUACGGUGGUUCUUCAACAAUGAAAUAUAACACCGUUACCCCAAACUACAGCUCCAAAUCCUCCUACAUGUACACGGGUGCGCAGACAAUGGGUCCUCGCAUAUCCCAGAAACCAGGCUUCAGCAGCCAGUCUGUCGGCCAAGACAUGAUCCACUUACACAGGAUCAGCGUUGGAGGUGGGGGCGUUGGAGGUGGGGGCGUUGGAGGUGGAAUGAGCGUUGGAGGUGGGGGUGGUGGCGGUUUUUACCGAGAAGACAUACGCAUGGGCGGCUACCAAGGAGGCUACCAAGGAGGUUACCAAGGAGGCUACCAAGGAGGCUACCAAGGAGGCUACCAAGGAGGCGCCAUGCAGCAGAGGCCUGUGGCCCUCUCCAUGCACGCCGUGCAGCAUCACACAGCACAGGCCAAUCCCUGGCAGGCGGAUAACAUCGAUGCCGAGAGUAUAAUAUCCGACCGGGACGCCACUUACGGUGGCCAGUGUUCUCAGAGCGCAGUAAACGGCUUCACCACCCAGAUCAGGCAAGGAGGAAGCAUGGCCGCUGCGCCCACCAUGCUCCGAUCUCUCAGUAGCACUCUGUCCCGCGGCGGAGGGAUGGCAGGAGGAGAGACGGGCUUCACCCAGCAACAUUCCUUCAAAGGCCCAGCCCAGCGCACUCUCAACAGGAUGACACUCCGGAAUCGGCAGAGCAUGGGCUCUGUGUCCGGGCAGCAGAUUAUCCAAGGAGGGAGCAUCUAUGGUGGAGGGGGAGACAGAGUCGACGGCGGCUUCAUGAGCUCCGGAGUGUCCUCUGUUUCCCAGGCGAACCUCAUACAGCGUAAGGGCACCAUGUCCCGCGCCGUGUCAAUGAGAAGCGUUAAGAGUGUGGGCAAAGGCGUGGACAUCUUCGACGAGCAGAUGCUGAUGGGAGGCAUGGACAACUUCAGCGGGAUCAACUCCUUGGACAUGGCCACCGCGAUUCAAAACCUGAGCGAACCCGACCCUGAGCUGCAGGUGCUGGGUGCUGCCUACAUUCAACAUGAGUGUUACAACAACAAGGAAGCCAAGGAAGAGGUGAAUCGCCUGAAGGGCAUUGGUGAGCUGGUGAAGCUGUUCAACUCCGAUACCCAGGAGGUGCAGCGUUAUGCCACUGGUGCUACACGCAACCUCAUCUAUGAGAACAUGGACAACAAGGCGGCCCUGAUCGAUGCGGGCGGCAUCUUACAGCUGGUCGAGGCACUCAAAGACUCUGAUGAGGAGCUCAACAAAAACAUCACUGGAAUCCUGUGGAACCUUUCAUCCAAAGAGAACCUGAAGGAAAAACUGGCCAGGGAGACACUUCCCGAGCUGACCGAUAAGAUCCUUAUCCCUCUGUCAGGCAGCUCGGAGGGCGUCCAGCAGUCUGACUCUGAGGCGGACAUCUUCUACAACACCACAGGAUGCCUCAGGAACAUGAGCUCUGUGAGCGAAAAGACCCGUCAACAGAUGAGAGAAACACACGGACUGGUGGACUCUUUGGUAGGCUACAUCAAUGGCUCCCUUCAGGAAAACAAGUCCGAAAACAAGGGGGUGGAAAACGCAGUGUGUGUCUUGAGGAACCUCUCCUACCAGAUCUACAGUGAGAUGCCCCCGUCUGCUAUGAUGCGACUGGAAGGACCAACCAGAGCUCAGGGCACGGGGAAGGGCGAAGCCAUCGGUUGUUUUACCCCUCAGAGCCGGAAAUCCCAAAACAGCAAGAACCAGGAUCUCUCCACUUUCACCGAGGUGGCUCGGGUGCCGAAGGGCGUGGAGUGGCUGUGGCACCCGCAGGUGGUGGGUUUGUACAAACGUGUGCUGGACCAGUGCGAGAUCAACUCCACCACCCGCGAGGCCGCCGCCGGAGCGCUGCAGAACAUCACGGCCGGAGACAAGAGGUGGGCCUCCGUGCUGAGCCGGGUGGCUCUGGAGCAGGAGCGCAUUCUGCCGGUGCUGCUGGUCCACCUGCGCACCAGCAACGACCUGGAGCUGCGUUCUCUCACGGGCCUCCUCCGAAAUCUGUCCCGCCAUGCCAAGGACAAGAAUGACAUGGCUACAAAGGUGGUCAACAACCUGGUGUCCAGGCUGCCUGACGAUGGACACCUGAAGGAGCCCUCCACCGACGUGACCAUCAACAUCUGUGGUGUUCUCAACAACUUGGUGACCAGCAGUUCUGUAGCUGCCCGAGACAUCACUUUCUUCGACGGCCUGCCAAAACUCAUCGCCAUCAAGAACUCACAUGACAGCAGCUCUGGGAAGAUGAAAGCAGCCAAAGCAGCAGCCACCGUUCUCAGCAACAUGUUCCAGUACAAGAAACUGCACAAAGACUACAAAUUGAAAGGGUUUUCAAGACCGGAUUUUGCGGAUAUGUCCAUCUAAAACAAAAGUAACGCCAUUCGAGUUCACUUCUUCAGCGGAGCACCACCCGGCGGUGGACUAAAUAGACACACUAAAUAGAAUAGUUAAAAGAUAGCGUAGGCUCAGUUCUUACCUGCCGUACUUUAUGAUGACAACGUGGACACACAAGUGAUGCAGCUUCUACUCGACGGAAGUGGACUUUUAAAAAACUCACCGUUCAAGGAAUGUGGAUCCCGUUCGCUGGAUUAUUGAUGGACUUUGAUACAAAUGUGCUCAUCUUUUGCCAUUUAUUCUCUUUGUUUGAACACUGUAUGUUUUAGUUUGAAAUCAGGGAUUUUUGGUCUGUCAGAGCAACAUUAAUUCAGAUAUUUGUUAACUGUUACUGAUAACUGAUAACUGUUGAUGGACGAUAUGGGGGCACUUGUGCCUUGUCUUCUCACUUUUGCACCUCAACCACAGCAGAGAUGCCAACAAGUGUACUUUUGUAAAUAUUGCUCUUCACACAGAAAUCUAAUGUUUUAUAUAUUGCAACUGAGUACUUUGUAUUUCUGGAUUAGUUAAAACUACAACAUAGUUCUGAUUGAAUGUAAACCAGUUAUAGAAAUGUGGAUCUUUGAUUCAGAAAUGUUUUGGUAUUGAUUUUGGCUGAAAAGUCGACUUUUGUACCAAUUAUGUGUUUUUUUUACACUUGACGUUUGUAACCGCUGUGUCAAACAAAACUCAGAGUACUGUGAGUUGAAGCUAAUUAGCAUAAUUCUUGGAGCAGGACCACGCCUCCAGCACGCCUCUUCUGGUAUUCCCAUAAAUACAGCUCAACCCACCCUUCUCGUUCUCAAGGGCGCGUUCUAAAGUACCACCCUCCCAACACUUUUCUUUUCCUUUUCCACCCUUUUUGAGGUUCUCCGUCAUAAAUCCCCAGCACCCAUCCGACCGACUAGACGAAAUCAAUCAAAAACACAUUCACUCACCUUAAACGCUUUCAGUGGAUGUCCUUGCUAGUGAGUGUUCCAGGGGUGAAAAGGAUAGAAACCCAGACUAUACCAAAAAAUACACCAUUUGUUUUGUAUUUGCUGUAUUAUGCUAAAUCUACCACGUCACAUCCAGACCCCAUUGAAACUCGUUUUAAUAUUUUAAUUUUGUGUCAAGUAUUCACUGGAAACUUAUUUUGGUCCAUAAAAUGAUGACCAUAUAUUUCUAUUUGGCUUCUCACUGUUUUAUAUCUUCUUUCAUGUUGUGUACAGACAGGCGGAUGUAUCGUCUGGAUAUUCAGCUAAUAAAUUUACAGAUUUGGAAGUGAAA